Molecule: messenger RNA, 1852 nt
Organism: Anastrepha ludens (Mexican fruit fly)
Lineage: Eukaryota; Metazoa; Arthropoda; Insecta; Diptera; Tephritidae
Gene: AANATL7
Product: arylalkylamine N-acetyltransferase 1
Exons: 3
Coding region: 246-887 (213 amino acids)
Molecular function (GO): N-acetyltransferase activity
Source: RefSeq, a predicted model, not a curated record
UACGCGAAUAAUCCAUCGGCCAUAAAAUGUCUAAUGCUGCGAAUAAUCACGGGAAUUAUACCCCACUCCCCACCAACUCUUAAUGUACAUACCAAUAAUUCAUACAUUUAAUCCACUUUCAUUUGCAGUUGUUGCUUGUUUGCCGACACACAGUGUCGCAGCGUCUUGCCGUGUACUCACCGUCCACCCACCAGCUUCUCAAUCUCUCCCCUUUGCCUUGUUCAGUGAUACCCCAUUGUGGCGUUAUGGAAUACAAAUUGAUUACCGAGGAACGCUAUGACGAUGUCAUUCGACAUUUAUGUGAUAAUUUUUUUGCCGAUGAGCCACUGAAUAAGGCAGCUGGGCUGUGUCGUCGUGGUGAGGGUCAUCGCGAAUUGGAACAUCUUUGCUACGAGACACUUAAGGAUAAUUUGAGUUUAAUGGCUGUGAAUGAGAAUAACGACAUUGCCGGCGUUCUCCUCAAUGGCGUCGUUUAUCCGAAUGGUAUCGUACAUGCCCAGGAGCGCAUUGAGCUCAGUGAUGACGAGCGAUUCAAGAAAAUAUUCCGACUAUUAAAUGAGCAUAAUUUGCGUGCUAACAUUCUCGGGCAUUUCAAUGUAGAACGUGCUUUCGAGGUCCGUAUGCUUUCAGUUGAUGGUCGCUUUCGGGGACAGGGUAUUGCCAAAGAGCUGGUGCGGCGUAGCGAACAAAUAGCGAGAGAUUUUGAAUUUAAGCUCAUGAAAGCCGACGCAACGGGGAUUUUCUCUCAAAAAAUUCUGAAAUCCAACGGCUUCAAAGUACUCAGCGAGCUUUACUAUGACAAAUACACAGAUGAAUUUGGCAAGCCAUUGCUGCUGGUGGAAGCGCCGCACAUUAAGUUACAGUUACUGUACAAAUUAUUGGAGUAAGAAAAGUAUUAAUUCGCGUCGGCGGAAAUAUUAUAUAUCUACAAGUUUAUAGCACACAAAAAAUUUAAUUGAAGAUAAUAAAUAAUGAAAGAAUAGUAAAAGUAAAAAAAAAAUAAAAAAUAAAAAGAUUACGAUCCGACAAAAACAAAAAACAAUAUAAAUGUUUUUCUAGUGUGCCAAUUGAACUAUUUUAGCGAAACACAAAAAAAAAUCAAAUUACAUCUGCAUAAAUAUAAAUGAAAUACCUAUAUCCACAAAUUUUGCAAACAUAAACAACCAAACAUAAUGAAUUUCCUGCUUCCAAUUUAUUGGAUAUUUUUACAAACAAAGAAUUAUUUGAAUAAUUUUCUGGUAUUCCGAACUUCGAACCUAUUGAAUGCACCCCAAAGUUAGUAUUUUGUGAUUUUUUUGUUGUAAUUUAUUUGUAUGCAAGACAAACAUUUGUGUAGCCGUUUACCCCAUAUGCAUAGAUAUAUAAAUUCCUUAUUAAUGUCUUUAGCGCAAAAAAGCAAAGUGCGCCCGCUUUUAUUACUUAUUUAUAUAUGCAUACAUAUACAUAUAUGCGAGAAAAUAAAAUAUUUUUUACAUUUAUAAUGCAAUAAGUCCGCUAGCAUUGGCCGAAUGUUACCAUAAAUAUUUCUUAACCGCGACAAUAAAGAAUUUUGUAUGCGCCUAAUUUACACGUUUCUAGUUGAAAGUUAUCGCAAUGAUAAAAAAUAACUACAGCAAAAUAUAUGUAGUAAUAUAAGUGCAUGAGUUUUCGUACAAAUGCGUAGGUACAAUUAUGUGCAGCGUGCAGGCUGCAUAAAUAAUUAAUGUAUACUAAAAUAAUAAUAUACGAGUACAUAAAAAAUAUUAACUACAGAUAGAAAGUACUUAAAGUAACUGGCAAUAGUUAAAUAUAUACAUUUUCUGGAAACUUCGACGCCAUAUAUACAUACAUACAUACAUUUGUAAGAAAGAUA